Trichosurus vulpecula (common brushtail) is the source of this 7161-nucleotide messenger RNA. RefSeq names its product potassium voltage-gated channel subfamily A regulatory beta subunit 2 (gene KCNAB2). Bases 51 to 1154 code for a protein of 367 amino acids. Gene Ontology annotation, biological process: regulation of potassium ion transmembrane transport; potassium ion transport; regulation of action potential. The record is from RefSeq and is a predicted model, not a curated record. Gene Ontology annotation, molecular function: transmembrane transporter binding; voltage-gated potassium channel activity; potassium channel regulator activity. NCBI's taxonomy places the organism in Eukaryota, Metazoa, Chordata, Mammalia, Diprotodontia, Phalangeridae. Gene Ontology annotation, cellular component: juxtaparanode region of axon; membrane; cytoplasm. The transcript is spliced from 15 exons.
UUUUCCAGAGUUGAAAAGGAACGCAAAUCUUGACAAUUGAGGCUGGCUCCAUGUAUCCAGAAUCUACCACAGGCUCCCCAGCGCGGCUCUCCCUGCGACAGACGGGCUCUCCAGGCAUGAUUUACAGUACUCGAUACGGGAGUCCCAAAAGACAGCUCCAGUUUUACAGGAAUCUGGGCAAGUCUGGAUUACGCGUCUCCUGCCUGGGUCUCGGAACAUGGGUGACCUUUGGAGGCCAGAUCACCGAUGAGAUGGCAGAGCAGCUGAUGACCCUGGCUUAUGACAAUGGAAUCAAUCUGUUUGAUACGGCCGAAGUCUAUGCUGCUGGGAAAGCCGAAGUCGUAUUGGGAAAUAUCAUUAAGAAGAAAGGAUGGAGACGAUCUAGCCUGGUCAUUACAACCAAAAUCUUCUGGGGCGGAAAAGCAGAGACUGAGAGAGGCCUGUCCAGAAAGCACAUAAUAGAAGGUCUGAAAGCCUCUUUGGAACGGCUCCAGUUAGAGUACGUGGACGUGGUGUUUGCCAACAGACCAGACCCUAACACUCCCAUGGAAGAGACUGUCCGAGCCAUGACACACGUCAUCAACCAAGGAAUGGCCAUGUACUGGGGUACAUCCCGCUGGAGCUCCAUGGAGAUAAUGGAAGCAUAUUCAGUGGCUCGGCAAUUUAACCUAAUCCCCCCAAUUUGUGAACAAGCUGAGUAUCACAUGUUCCAGAGGGAGAAGGUGGAGGUGCAGCUCCCGGAGUUGUUCCACAAGAUAGGUGUGGGUGCAAUGACCUGGUCUCCUCUCGCAUGUGGAAUUGUUUCUGGAAAAUAUGACAGUGGGAUCCCACCCUACUCAAGGGCCUCACUGAAGGGGUACCAGUGGCUAAAGGACAAGAUCCUGAGUGAGGAGGGCAGACGUCAGCAGGCCAAGCUGAAGGAGCUCCAAGCCAUCGCCGAGCGUCUGGGCUGUACACUCCCCCAGCUGGCCAUCGCCUGGUGUCUGAGGAACGAGGGCGUCAGCUCCGUGUUGCUAGGUGCCUCCAAUGCAGACCAGCUAAUGGAGAACAUUGGUGCGAUACAGGUCCUUCCCAAACUGUCAUCUUCCAUCAUCCAUGAGAUUGAUAGCAUUUUGGGCAAUAAACCCUACAGCAAAAAGGAUUACCGAUCCUAAUCCUCCCUUCCUCCUUCCCUUCCCAACCGGGAUCUGCCUGGACAGUUACCGUUUCCCUCCUAGUCUCCUGUCCGCUUGCUUAAGCUGUUAUCAAAGCAAGGUGAAGCCUGUGCUUUUGCAUCCAAGAAUCCAUGUCGAGAUGUCCUAGGGAAGAUCUUUGAGACGUUGCUGUGAGACAACAUACGCUGCUUUACUACAAUAAAAUUUAUUUCGUGCUCAAGAAACAGUCCGGGUGAGGAAGGCUCCUCCAACGUGUUCUCCACCCUUCACAGGCCGUCUCUGCUCAGCUCAUCCUCUUGGAAAAAGACAACCAAGGUUUCCCCUCCCUCCUCCUCUGCCUCAUCAAAGGGGGCUCCCUGAACCAAGUCCUAGCCUAGAACUGGUUUGUGUUGUCUGAUCAGAGAUGUGGUGAGUUCUACCUGGAAAAGCCCCCAUCCAUGUAUGUCUGCAAGUACUCUGUUGUUUUUCUGUUUGAGCACACACACACACACACACACACACACACACACACAAAAUGUAUUUAUGAAGCGUAGUUUCUCAUGAUAGCUGGAAUUUCUGUGUUGACCAGGUGAGCAAUAAGAGGACUUCCAGAAUAUCCCCUCCCUUUACAUCAGGCCUCUCUCAGAGAUAGCUGUCACUUCUUUUGUAUGUCUCUCAACAGAACACUGACCCAGCUUUGUAGAGUUUGCUCAAACAAUGUUUUCCUCCCACCCCAACCCCACCACUGCCCCACACUCUUACUUAUCUGGGAAGGCCCACCCAACAGGCUUCCAGCUUGAUUUGAGAUUCUAGGAGGAUACGGAGAUCUCCUCUCACCUGACCCCAGGGUUCAGUUUCAAAGCACAUCUCUACUCUCCCCCACCUCCUUUGACCUGGGCCCAGUUAAAGUCAGCAGAGUGGAUCCAGACUCAUCCGAGAACAUGAGAAUUGUGCUUAAGAAACCCUCUUAGAAAUGACCCUCUUUUAGGAAGGAGACCUUGAUUUGCUUCUCAUACCUCAUAUCCUAGGGAGGGAGGGUUUCGAAAAGAAGUCCAUGAGCCACAUCUCCAAAAUAGUAGGAGAGGAUGGUCACCUCUGAAGUGUCCUUCACCAAAACAGAUACAACUCCCUCCAUCCCCUUACUACCUCCUCCUCCUUCGUGAGACUGAAUGACAACUUGGCAUAAUUGGAUAGUGCCCCAAGCUAGAAAGACCACAGCUUAGAGAUCAAAAGCACCUUUGAGGUCCUCUAGCCCCACUGAGGCCCAGUGAGGUCAAGUGACACAAGGAGGCAGAUUAACCUCAGUGGCUGUUCCCCGUUCAGGACUCCUUCCCCUUCCCCAUGCUCUCUUUAUCCACACAGAUCUGAUCCUCUUCACUCUAUUGGCAGAUGAGUUCCUGGAAAAGGCAGCCCCUUCUUUCGCAUAUCCCUCCCCAGUCUCCAUGGCCCAGUAAGCUCUCACCCAAGUCCUGCCCCACUUCUUCAGAUAGGUUCCACAGACCCUGGGGGUACCUGGCACUUUAUGUCCCCUCCAUGGCCUGGCCUGGAGCUGGCUGGCUAGAAAUCCAGGCAGGUAGCAACCCAGCUCACUCUCAGAAGUAUAAGCCUUGGGGUUCAGGGAUAUGACUCCAUGCUACCUUGGAGACUUUAGCCAGACAGUGAGUUCUGCCCCAGACAACCCCACACUAAAAACAAAACAACACACACACACACACACACACACACACACACACACAGAGCAGUGAAAAUCCAAAUCUCACAGGAAAUAAGGCAGGCCUGGGCCACCUGGGAAACACUCACAGGGGCUGAUUUUGUCCACAACCCAGUCCUCAGACAGGAGCUGUAGCCCCACUAUGGCAUGAGAUUCUGACAAAGAAUGUAGGGCAGUGGGAAAUCCCAUUCCCCCUUCAGCCAUAUCUUCCCUCCCCCAGCCCGCAAUGCCAGUGGCCAUUUGGGUGUUGUCCGUGCUUCCCAUUUUAUGUUUCUGAGAAGCUGGUAUUCCCAGAAAUUCUCCUCUCUGACCUCCUAAAAGGUCAGAAGGAGCUGGACAGAGGUAAUAAUAUUGCGCGUGGUAACUGGUGUGAACCAAGCCACAUGGGUUUGUUAAAACCCAGACAUUCCACUAGCAAAUGGUUUGGAUUUGCCCAGAAACAGGAGAGAGGCUGGCCCUCAGUCCUUCCCUUCACAGACUGCUCCAGCCUCUCCGGAGGACUUUAUCCCAACUCACCAGCAGGCAGUAGGAACAAGCAGUGAACCCUUCCUUCCCAGAGAUGGGGCAGGGGGAGAAGAGGAAAAAAAGAAUUUCUGAAUAAGCACCAUCAACAUCAUUGGGAGCUCCUCGGCCGCUGUGGGCUGUUGUAAAUCAGAGCCGGGCUCGUUAAGUGCUAACCGUAAGUCAGGUGCUGUAUUAAGCACUGGGAUUAUGAGAAAAGGAAAAAAACCCAGGCUAGAAACCAUCCCUGAAGCUAAUUGGCACACUUAGUUACUGAGGUGCUCACCUCCUUGUUCAUGCCCACCCACCCACCUAAGAGAAGUCCCUGCCUGGCCCUACCCAUCAGUCACCCAGUGAUUACAGUAGUCCUUAAGAAAGGGACAGAGGGGCAGUGCUGAAUCGUGAGUGGUAAGACAGCCUACCUACCGUUACAGCUCCAAGAGAGAGUGACCUCUCUGAAACAUUGCUCCUAACUCUGCCCCAAGGGGCCAAGCAGAAUGAGGGCGAUGAUCCAGGGUACACAGUGAGCCCAGAUUAGCUCUGUGCCCUUCAGUGAACCAGUCAAUCAACUAGCAUUUAUUGGGUACCUCCUGUGUGCCAGGCACAUAGUGUUAAGUACUAGAGAUACUGAAGCAAAGAAGGAAAUGCCUUGGGGCACAGACAUUUUGAGUCAGCCUAAACGCAAAGCUCUGUUCUCUGGACUUGCUGCAGGGACUGGGAGCCUUGCACCAUCCUGGGUGCCGGGGGCAGGCGAUCAGAGCUGCAAAGGAUGGACUCAGCAUGAGUUAAAUGCCUUUGAAAGGGCCUGGAUUCUAGCAUUACAACCCAUGAUGCCUUUAUGUGGUGCCACAAGCCCCCCAGAGUGUUCCACAUGCUUCAGGGUAGGUAGGGACUGAUGGCCCUGAUCAAGGGAGCCCAUAUUUCCUACUCUGUAAAACUGAGCACAAGUAUGCCCCUUCCAACACUGACUCAAUGAUUCAGUGACUUGGCUUUUGAGGAACGAGCACCACCCAAUGUGGCCCCAUGACAGGGUCUCCAGGCCAAGGGAGGCUAGCCUCCUCCAUGGGCAGAAGGAGGAUAGAGGAAGACCCAGGCCUUUCAUUGUUCCCAGGAAGAAGUCAUCUCUACUUCCUUGUACUGACCAGCCUGAAUCCAUAGAAUCUCAGGGUUGGAAGCGACCUCAGCAGCCGUCUAGUCCAACCCAGACCUGAACACUAGUCCUCUCUAUAAUAUACCCAAUGAGUGGUCAUCAAAAACCUCUGGUGAUGGGGAGCCCACUACCUCCCAAGAUUUUCUUUUCAUUGAGCCUAAAUCUGUCUCCUGGUUCUGCAUUCUGGGGCCAAGCAGAACAAAGCUAAUCUCUCUCCCAUGAGAUGGCCCCUUUCAAUAGUAUUUGUUGCCAGAAGGGAGAGCUUCCCACUCAGCCAGCCAAAUAGGCAUGCCUUGGCCAAAGCUUGACACCAUCAUAGGAACUUCAGCCAGGAAGGACCCCCCAACUUGGCCUCUGGUUGGCAAUAGACUCAAUGGAAUGAUGAAAGAAUAUGGAAGUCCCAAGGAAAUCUUUGGUAAUGGCUCCAAAACAUAAGUACUGACGAAAAGCCCAAUGGGGGUCCAGUGUUCAUUGGCUAUGUCCACCAUUAGGAUCAGAAUCAUAGGAUUUGAGAGUUGGUAGGGAUGUGAAUGGCCAGGUUAUAUCUGAAAAGAGACAUGGGAUUUAGAGCAGGGAAGGACCUUGGAGACCAACUAGGCCAUGGGUUCUUCACCUUUCUUUAAUGUCAUGGAUCCCUUGGGAAGUCUGUUAAAGCUUAUAGACUGUUUUCCAAUGCAUAAAAUAAAAUACAUAGGAUUACAAAAGAAGUCAGUUAUUCUGAAAUAUGGUGAUCAGGGUUUUUUUUUUAGUUCAUGGACCUCAGGUUAAGAAUCCCUGAUCAAAGCUAACUAGCUUGAUUCAUUGGGUUCAACAAAACUCCUUUUACAGAACUGAGGCCCAGAGGGUUGAAGUGAUCUAGGUGACGUCACAUAGCUAGUAAGCAUCAGAUCCAGGAUUAGAAGCCAGGUCCUCUAGCUAGCUUCCUGGCCAUUUUACCUGAAUGGCACAUGAGCAAGAACAUUAUGCACCUCAAAGUGGGAAGGAGGGUGCCCCCUGCUCGUGCCAGGGGUAAUAGCCCCCCUCUGCCCCUUAGCCCAUCUGUCAACUGGAGCCAGUUGGUCUGUGAUUUGAAAAGCUCAGGUGCUCAGCCAUGUGUACAGGAGCUGAGGCUUGGGGAGUGCAUCCUCAGAAGGUUUUAAAAGCAGGCUAGCUUAGGCCCAGGGAGGAAGCAAGUGUCAAGAAAACACAAAAGGAGCAGGAGGUGAGAAUCCUGAGGAGGAGUGGGGGGGAGGGAUGCCAGGACAGAACAGGGUAUGCAGCCAGGAAAAAAUAGUUCAUAGCUCUGGGGUCUAGUUAUGUCUGGAUUGGGGGUCUAAUUUCUGGGGGAUACAGUAUUGAAUAUGGACUAAAUAUUUAUAAAUAAAUCUAAAUAUUUCCUAAAUAUCUCCACUCAUAAAGCCAACAGAAGUGGUCAGUCAUAAAGAACAUGUCUCCUGCAGUGUUUCUUACUUUUGGGGCACAGAUUAGGGGAGGGGGAUGGCUCCUUCCAACUUUAACAUGGCAAUUCUGGGCCUAGAGGUGAAUGUAUACAGUACAUACAGGGAGCUACACUGGCCUUGGCUUCCCCACUUCCCCUUAAAAAUGGCCAAAGGGCCGACGGAUGAAGCUUUAGGGGAAGGCAAGCCUUGGGAAGGGGGGACUGGAAUGCAAUCCUGGCCUCCAUUGGUUAAUUCCCUGGCCAUUCCUUCAGUUCAGCUAACAUACAGGAUGUGCCCCCUCUGAACACUCCAUCGGGUGGUGAAAGAGAAGGGAAGAGCUCUGCCCCCAGAAAGUCUCAAGGGAGGUGGGCUUGGGAGGGAGAAUCCUCUGCCAGGCUCCCUGCCCCCAGUCCUCCUGGCUCCAGCCUCUGGCUCUUUCUCCUUUCCCUAACUCUGGAUGUGCAUUAUUAAUGGAACCCAGAGUUCAAGUGGAGAAAACUAUUCAGUGUCUGAACCUAAACAAAUCCUCUUUCCAGAAAGCCAUCCAAAAGGGAUUUUUAACCUUUUUGGUGUUUGUCUUGGACCCUAUGUUUGAUGGUCUGAUGAAGCCUUUGGACCCCUUCUCAGAAUCAUCUUUUUAAAUGAAAAAAUAAAAUGGGUAAGAUUACAAGGGAAAUCAAUUAUAUUGAAAUAAAGAUGUAAUUUUUUCCCAUCAAAAUUCAUGGAGCCCUUGAAAUCUGAGAAGUCUAUGGAUCUCCAAUAAAGAACCUCAGAGUUAGGAUCCAAAGUAAAAGCCCAGGAGGCAGAUGAGUCUAGAGCUGGGCUAAGCCACAGGUGGAAUGGGUGGGCAGGGCUAGGGGGACAGAGCUGGCUCGAGGCUCACCUUCCCAUCUUCCAGUGUUCUCAUGGACUCCCACUCAGCAUCACUUACAAUGGCAACUCCUUUCAAAACCUUGGUCUCCCAAGCAACAAGAGGGGCGCAUUCCCAUCUUUUGUUCAAUUCGUGUCAUGUAAAUAAUGUGCUUUUAUUUUUCUUUGGUUUCGGUUUUUAUAUCUAAUAUAUGUUAUAUAUGUAUAUAUGUAAGCAUAUAUAUACAUAUAUACACAUCAGUAUAAACUGGUUUCUAAGCUAACUGCAUAACCUACCUAGGCACAAACUUCCAUAUAACAUCACACUUCUAAGUGAAGAUUCGGACUGAGAUACAGCCAUUGUAUUUAUGGAAUGACAAAAUAAAAUAUUAAGCCUUA